ACCAUCUCUCUCGAAGCCAGGAUCCCUUUCAAUGCGACAGGAGUGGACUUUGACAACGGCCUGCUUCCCUUCAACCCGACUUCCGUCCAUGGCAAAGAUCAAACGUUUGCCGACGUCCUCCAGUUCCCCUUGGUCCCGCCUUCGCUCAACGACAGACCGACGGACAAAGCGGUCGAGGUGACCUUGAAUGACAAGUCGAUCUUCGCACCCUCCGCAACGAAUGUCCAGACUGGAUUCCGCCGCACCGAGCUGAUCCCUACCAACAAGGACGCCUCGGCUACCGCCAGUACGGAGGGCGUUCAGAAAUGGCAUCUAUCCAUCAGACAAGACGACACAAGACCUCUGAACUUUUCGCAUGAGUACUACUUCUUCUGGCUGGAGCGAGCAGACUACAGCAGCAACCCUUUCACUUUGGGUACGGGAACUCUCUUCGGCGAUGGCGAUAACAAGACGUCGGCACAGGAAGCGGAGCAGUUAUGGUUACGAUCCUCGGACGCAUCGAAGCAAGAGACGCUGUGGCAGGUUCCGUUCACAACUGGCGUCUGGCACAACGUGGCCAUCCUUCUCGACUUCAAUCAGAACCUGCUGCAGGUCGAGUACAGCAUUGACAACCAAGAGCCUGUCAAGAGGACCGGGUUGAUUCCCAAUGAUCUGAGCGGGAAUGGACAGUUUCACAUCGGUCUGCUCAAGAAGUCGACAGGUCUGAACCUUACGGACAUUACGAAGCAAGGCUAUCAAGAGAGUGGAAUUGAUGAAGGGAUCGUAUUUGGCGGUGCAUUCGAAGAG
Messenger RNA from Zymoseptoria tritici IPO323, 786 nucleotides. RefSeq lists its product as uncharacterized. The transcript has a single exon. The annotation marks the transcript as partial. The record is from RefSeq and is a predicted model, not a curated record. Lineage: Eukaryota; Fungi; Ascomycota; Dothideomycetes; Mycosphaerellales; Mycosphaerellaceae.